UUCCUUCCUGCUGGCUCGGCCGCCUCUGCGGCUCCUCUCCGCCCCGGAGGCGGCGCCUUUCCAGCCCUCCCAGCCUCUCGGCCGCCGCUGCUGGCUGGCCCCGGCUGCGCCGUCCGGCCCUGGCUCGGCGGCUGGGCGAAGGGACCAUGAGCGCCUUGCGGGACGUCUCGCUGCAGGACCCGCGGCUCCGCUACGAGCUCAUCCAGCGCAUCGGCUCCGGCACUUACGGCGACGUUUACAAGGGGCGAGAUACAGAAACCGGAGAACUGGCAGCCAUUAAAAUUGUGAAAAUCGACCCAGGAGAUGACAUCGGAUCCAUUCAGCAAGAAAUCACUACCCUCAGGGAUUGUCGCCACCACAACGUUGUGAUGUAUUUUGGAAGCUACCUCAGGAAUGAUCGGCUGUGGAUUUGCAUGGAAUACUGUGGAGGGGGUUCCCUGCAGGAGAUCUAUCACAGUACUGGGCCUCUCUCUGAAAAACAGAUUGCCUAUGUCUGCAGAGAAACCCUCCAGGGACUUCACCACUUGCACACCAAAGGGAAAAUGCACCGAGACAUUAAGGGGGCCAACAUCCUGCUGACGACCAACGGCGACGUCAAACUGGCGGACUUCGGGGUUUCGGCAGAAUUGACCGCUUCAGUGGCCAAGCGAAAAUCGUUCAUCGGAACACCCUAUUGGAUGGCACCAGAGGUGGCCGCGGUGGAGAAGAAAGGCGGCUACAACCAGCUGUGCGACAUCUGGGCCCUGGGCAUUACUGCCAUUGAACUAGCCGAGCUGCAGCCCCCACUCUUUGACCUACAUCCCAUGAGGGCUCUGAUGUUGAUGUCGAAGAGCAACUUCCAGCCCCCCAAGCUGAAAGAUAAGGCGUGUUGGUCUCCUGAUUUUCACCAGUUCCUCAAACUCUCCUUGACCAAAAAUCCAAGAAAACGACCAGUGGCAGAAAAACUCUUGCAGCAUCCUUUCAUCUGCCAGCCUUUAGCCCGCGUUCUUGCCAUAGAAUUACUGGAUAAAGCCACAAACCCUGAAUUGGCUGCUACUGCCUUGGACGAUGGGGAUUUCGAGGCUUAUGACGUUUUCCCCGAUAAAAUCUGCUCGAGUAAGCCCCGUGGGCCGUCAGAAGGCACCCUGUCGGACAUCCAGCUUAAUCAGGUUAAAUUCGGCCCUCCGCUAAGGAAAGAAACCGAGCCGUGGGGCAACCCAACAGAAGAAGAGGAAGAGAAUUGGAUGGUGCUUGGAGACGGAGAGAGCUUGCUUCAGUCCGUCGAAGAGGCCCUGGAAGAGAGGAGUCUAACCAUCCGCCCAGCACGUCCUACGGAGCAGACCGAGGAAGAGCAGCAGACGGGCGGACUCGGGGAAGAUGUUUCCAGCACUAUCAAAAGGGGGCCCUUUUGGGAUUUUCUUAACCUGGAGCUCGCCUAUAAGGCUCCCUGGGAGCAGGACGGGGAGCGCUCGGAUCCGGAGGCGUCCAGGGACCAGACCGCCCCAGGCACAACGGCCUUCGGUGGGACGCCAGACGCUCCUGCGGUGGAUUCUCCCAAAUCGGCAGACAGCCUUCUCUCCACUGAGUGGGCCACCAUGAAAAAGAAGGAGGAAGCCACCAGGUUGCUCUGCCGUGGAUUGCCCCCUACACCCAAAGUUCAUAUGGGAGCUUGUUUUUCCAAAGUUUUCAAUGGCUGCCCGCUGAAGAUCAACUCAGCUACAACGUGGAUCCAUCCGGAAACACGAGAUUUGUAUCUGGUUGUGGGAGCAGAGGAAGGUAUAUACACCUUGAAUCUUCAUGAGCUCCAUGAAGACACAAUGGAGAAGCUCCUUCCCCACCGAUGCUCUUGGCUCUACUGUAUUAACAACACCCUCCUGGCUUUGGCAGGAAAGUCCCCCCAGAUCUCUUCGCACAACCUCUUGGGUCUCUUCGAACAACGUCGCCAGCUUCAAAAACGGCCGGUUCCUCUUUCCAUUGCCACCAACCGACUGACAGAGAGAAUCAUCCCCAGGAAGUUUGCUCUGUCAGCCAAAAUAGCAGAUACCAAAGGGUGCCUUAAGUGUCAAAUUGUCCGAAAUCCUUACUCAGGAAACACCUUCCUCUGUGCCGCACUGCCCUCCAGCCUGGCCCUCCUACAGUGGUACGAACCUUUGCAGAAAUUUAUGCUACUGAAGCACGUCCCCGUGCUGCUACCCGACCCCCUCUCCCUGUUUGAGCUGCUGGUCGUGGAGACGGAGGAAUACCCGCAAGUGUGCUUCGGCGUCACCGGCAGCGAUCAGCCAGGGGCCGAGCUGCACUUCAGCGUCCUCUCACUCAGCACCGGCCACACCACCUCCAGCCCUUCCAAACGUCCUCUCGUCCUGGCCAGCCACGUCACUCAGAUGGACCGAGACACUGUCCUUGUUUGUUUUGAACGCUGCGUCCGGGUCGUGAAUCUGCGGGGGACGCCUCAAGGAGUAUUUGCACCCGAGCUUGUUUUCAAUUUCCCCAUCGAAACCAUUGUGUGCCUUCAAGACAGUGUCUUGGCUUUCUGGAAACAUGGCAUGCAAGGCCGAAGCCUGGAAUCUAGCGAGGUGACCCAGGAGGUCACAGACGAAUCCAGGUUGUUCCGAGUCUUGGGUGCUCACAGGGACAUCAUCCUUGAGAGUACCCCAACAGACAAUCCAACGGCGCACAGCAACCUCUACAUCCUGACGGGUCACGAGAGCAGCUACUGAUGACUUCCUUCCGGCAGCCACUCAGAGGCCCUGCGUGUGCAGCAGAGCCUUCCUGGAGCUAGUUGCCGAUGUCGGCCAAUGGGCCGGCGUAGGAGAUGCUCAGGACGGGCGUUGACGGAGGACAGCUCCUGUGGUCCUGGAUCCUGGACUGACUGCUGGUUGGGCUCCAGAGGUUGUCUUGGUGCCUGGCGAGCACGGCUCCCCCCCCCAUAUUUGGGGGCCAACGUCUCUUGAGAUAAUUCUGCAAUAAUUCAACCGCUUGUCAGUCGGGAGAAACUCGCACCCAUUCCCGGCUGACACCUUGUGCCUGCUUGAAUGCUUCUUCCUUUCUCCCUCCCCCCCAUCCCCACAGCUCCUCUUUCUCUUCUUUUAAAAUGCUUAGGAGUCGUGCGCGGUGAUGGCGUGCAGACGCCGCAUCUUGGCACGGCCGACAGAGUGAAGACAAUCGUCUGCCACGGGUAUAGCAGGGCAGCUUCUUUCCUAAGCUUCAGCUUUAACGUCUUCAGGGCACUUUGAUGUUCUGGGCUGUUAUUUCGGAAUUAGGGGACGAUGUUUAUUUGCGGGGGGGCCAGUCGACUGGAAAAAUUUAGGGUCCUGCCCAGGACGAGCAGAACAGGAUGACUGUUACUGGAAUGAAUGUGAUAGUUUGACUCCGUGUGGUUGGUUGGUUGUGUGUCGGGAGGUAAGAGUAAUUGUGGUUUUCUGGUUUUGUUUCAUUUUUUUUCUUUUUAAUGACUUAUUUUGAAUGGCUAAAGGAGAUGCUAGGUGAGCAAUCCCAGUUUGGAAACCGGAUCAAUGGUUCUACAGAUGCCAACUCCCAGAAUUCCCAAAGGACGAUAGGCUGUGCUAGAAAAGACUUGAUCUACAUAUUCCGAGUUAUGGACGGCGGGGAACAAUUCAAUUUUAAGAACCCAGAUGUGGGUGAGCGCACCAUUUCCAAAGAUGCGGACUUCAAUUCCCAGAAUUCCCUAGCCCUCAUGACCGUUGCUGAGAAUUCUGGGAGCUGAAGGUCACGCUUCAGGUUUAUGGAUUUCAAUCCCCCUGCCAGAAUUCCCCAGCCACUAUAUCCAGAAUUCUGGAAGCGCAGCUCCAAGCAUCUGGACCAUUGGAUGUGCUGAGAAACCUUUCCUCGUAUCCUUGGUCGGCAGGUGUCUUUUAGUCCCACCCACCUGGAAAAUCUCAAGGGGAGGAAACAAAUUGUUAGUGGGUCUUAAAUACAGAAUUAACACUUGGUUGAAAAUAUUGUGGUUCUUGACUCACAACUGUAAUUGAGCCGGGAAUUAUGGUCACAAGUCAGACGAACUUCAGUUUGAUGGCUGUCUUAACUUCGAACGGGUCCAUGGCUCGUUCUGUGGCUGCCGUCGCUUCAAAUGGUUGUUAAAAUGGCUGGUUGUUAAGUGAGGAUUUUACCUCUAAUGCAAAUUCCCGGCAUUCUGUUUGGUUUUGUUUCUGUUUGGGUUGCUGGGCCUCGUAGUUUAGAAUUAUUCCAAGGUUGAGCGAUUUCUCGUUCCUCUUCUACGAAACCCCAAGAGUUGCGAUCCACCUUUCCACAAAACUGCAGUUCCCAAAGGUCUAGAGCAGGAGUGGCGAACGUUUUUGGCACCGAGUGCCGAAAAGGCCGCGCGGAAACAUUGCGUGCGCCCACUUGUCAGGACCGAGCUAUGGAAAAACCAAACUUCCAGGUUCUAGCGCGCACACGUGCCCAACGAUCAGCUGGCCGGUGCAUAUGCACACACCCGUUUUUGGCCCUGCCGUGCGCGUGAACAGUUGAUCAUAUCGCGCGCAUGCGUGCAGAAACCCAGAAGACAAACAAGCAAGGCCACGCGUGCCGGGCAACAUGGCUUUGUGUGCCACUUUUGGGCAUGCGUGCCAUCACGGCUCUCAAGCAGUCACCAGUUGUUCCACAUCUGGGACCAAAAGAUUAAAUGCAUGAAUCUGUGAAGUGAUGCUUGGUUUGUAAAGAGAGAGAGAAAAAACACCCCAAAAUAUUAGAUGUAGCCUGUGCUUGAAUGCGUACAUCCCACCGCUUUAAAAAAAAUAGCAGCCGUGGGAAGGAUCCCUCAUCGGGAAGAAAGUAUUUUCCUAUGGAGGAACUUUUCCCUAGGUGCCGAAUACAUUAAAAAAAACAACAACUUUGCCCAUUAUCUUUGUCCUGAAACCAUUUUUUUUGCAGGAGAAUCAUGCAGCCACCAGCUUCUCUCUGUGGAGAAAGAUGGCAUUCAGGAUAAAUUAGGGAGAAGAAAGAAAAGACACCCCCCCCUCCUUCAGAAAGCAGCGUGGUCUCCCCAUCCUUCCCUCAUCCUCCAGCUUCAAAGGCGAAAAGCAGCAUUUGGUUACCCCAAGAAGCAGCUAAAUGCCUGCAGUUGUGCAGGCCGCAAGGCCAGCCAGAUAGAUGUGCAAGUUGCAAACCGCGAAAUGGGUCUUGCUGCUUGAAUAACUGGGGGGGGGCAUUGUGGGUGGGUGGGUGAGGAGGAGUGGUGCCGUGGCCUAGCGGCGGAGCUCUCGCCUCACAAUCGGGAAGCUGUGAGUUCGAUCCUAGGUAGAGGGUUUUUCUUUCUGAGAAUAUAUCCGCUGAACAAAACUCCUCAUUGGCAACUGGAAAGCAUCCGGCCAUUAAACGCUCUGCUAGCUUUAUUUAGUUGCCCAGACUCCACCUUGCCAGGGUCGUUAAAAGAAAAUGAUGAUUGUGGAUGGGUGAGGCUGGUUCAGACAAGAUUUGAAGACUCGGGGGAGCAAUUUGGAGACGUGGGGGUGCCAGGAAUUAGUUGCCCAAAUUGAGAGAGAGGUACCUUUACGCAGCCCAAAUGAAGAUUACAAAAAAGGCUACUUUUAAGAGGUUGACAUUUCAAUCACAAAACAUUUUUGGCAGCUUUAAGAUGUGUGGACUUCAACACCCAGAAUUCCCCAGCCAGCCAGCCUGGCUGACUAGGGAAUUCUGGGAAUUGAAGUUCACACAUCUUAACAGCUGGCGAAGUUGAGGACCAUUGAUCGAAUCUGAGGUCACUGGGAAGUGACGAUUAUUUUUUGCAAACCCCCCGAAGCCCAGAACUAACUCUUUGAACAUCAGAAUCUCAAUCUUGGCUUGUUAGGUAGUAACCACAAUCCUCCUGAACUCGGAUGCUGUGGCUUUUCCUUUCCAGAAUGCUGCUCUUUCUCCACCCCCCCUUUUUUUUUCUCCUUGUGUUUUAUAACUGCUAAAGCUGGAAUGUUGUUGUCCUGAGAAAAAUCCAAACUUGAAAACAAAAGAGAGGAAGAAAAUAUAGCUAUUUAACAUAGAGAAGGAUAUUAAAUUGUGAUAUUUUACUCCCCGGUGGAAUGGCUUUGAUUUUUGUUAAAAAAAAAUAAAAAUAAAAGUAGAGGAUUCUUGCG
Messenger RNA from Ahaetulla prasina, 6065 nucleotides. It is a transcript of the gene MAP4K2, whose product is annotated as mitogen-activated protein kinase kinase kinase kinase 2. The coding region runs from base 147 to 2696 and encodes 849 amino acids. NCBI's taxonomy places the organism in Eukaryota, Metazoa, Chordata, Lepidosauria, Squamata, Colubridae. The transcript is spliced from 32 exons. The record is from RefSeq and is a predicted model, not a curated record. Gene Ontology annotation, molecular function: ATP binding; MAP kinase kinase kinase kinase activity. Gene Ontology annotation, biological process: protein phosphorylation.